CUGGGAUUGCUGGGGGCCCAAUGGAGCGGGGAAAACCACGUCUGUACUGAUGUUGGCCGGGGAACUGAAACCUACAGCCGGGGAGGUGAUUCUGUGUGGUGCAGGUGAGGACAGCACUGCCUUCAUGGGGUUCUGCCCGCAGUUUAGCCCCCUGUGGCCCACUCUCACCGUGAAGGAGCAUCUGGAGAUCUACGCCGCAGUGAAGGGCAUGAAGAAAGACGACGCGGACCAGGCCAUAAAGAGGGUGUCAGAGGCGCUGGAACUGAAGCUGCAUCUAAAUAAACCUGCCAAGAAACUGUCUGCCGGGGUCUCCAGAAAAGUUUGCUUCGCCAUCAGCAUGCUGGGUAACCCGACCGUCGCCCUCCUGGAUGAACCGUCCACCGGUCUGGAUCCAAAAGGGCAGCAGAGACUGUGGAGAGCCAUCCGAGCAGCUUUCCGGAACAAGGAGCGAGGAGCCAUCCUGACCACGCACUACAUGGAGGAGGCAGAAGCCGUGUGUGACCGCGUCGCCAUUAUGGUGUCCGGGAAGCUCAGGUGCAUUGGGUCCAUCCAGCAGCUGAAGAGUAAGUUUGGUAAAGGUUACCUCCUGGAGAUGAAGGUGAAGGAUUCCCAGCGGGCAGAUGAGAUUCACCAGGAGGUCGUCCGGAUGUUCCCACAGGCAGACAGGCAGGACAGGUUCUCCUCGCUGCUGGUCUACAAGAUCCCUAUGGAGAACGUGCAGUCCUUAUCUCAGGCUUUCUCUCAGCUGGAGGAAGCGAAGCGAGCCCAUGACAUUGAGGAGUACAGCUUCUCCCAGUCCACCCUGGAGCAGGUUUUCCUUGAGUUGGCCAAAGAGCAGGAGAAAGAGGACUGUGACCAGGACGCCAUGUUCAAAUGGAGGCCCCUGAAGACGGAGAGCGCCUGACAAGCAGUCAGGGCAUGCUGAGACUAGUAGUGUCUCCCCAACCAAAGGGCCGGAGGGUUCUGCGUGGCCUUAUACACAACGAGGGGCGAGUAAAGGGUUAAUGAGCUCCUAGUUUCUUAUACUACUAUAUAAUGGACAAUGUGCAUCGGAACGUUUAUUGCAAUAUCACCGACUGUUACAUUGUAUGUUCUUCUUAUCUCUCCCAAUUAUAUCUAUGUCCUCA
Messenger RNA from Bufo bufo (common toad), 1127 nucleotides. Its product is annotated as ABC-type organic anion transporter ABCA8-like. Gene Ontology annotation, biological process: transmembrane transport; lipid transport. Gene Ontology annotation, molecular function: ATP hydrolysis activity; ABC-type transporter activity; lipid carrier activity. The record is from RefSeq and is a predicted model, not a curated record. Lineage: Eukaryota; Metazoa; Chordata; Amphibia; Anura; Bufonidae. The coding region runs from base 50 to 904 and encodes 284 amino acids. The transcript is spliced from 9 exons. Gene Ontology annotation, cellular component: intracellular membrane-bounded organelle; membrane.